AUGCGCUCUCGCCUGCUCCGAUGGCCGGCUGAUACAAACCACGACGCCAUCCGUCUCGCAAAGCACCAAUCCACAUUCCACCGCCGCCACAACAUCCCCGCGCUCCAAAACGACGUGAGCAGAACUGCAGAGAGCCAAAAUAUAGUCGGUGUAGAGCCGCGAUUAAUUAGCGGGUGGCCUCGUCGCCAGCUCCCUGUGCACCAUUCACCCGAUUGCACAACACAACACGAGCCUUCCGCUCGUUCUAGUGCGACGACAACAGCAGCGGAGAGCCCACAAGCCAGCGGAGAGGCUGUGGACUAUGGUUAG
Morchella sextelata is the source of this 309-nucleotide messenger RNA. RefSeq lists its product as uncharacterized. Lineage: Eukaryota; Fungi; Ascomycota; Pezizomycetes; Pezizales; Morchellaceae. The record is from RefSeq and is a predicted model, not a curated record. The coding region runs from base 1 to 309 and encodes 102 amino acids. The transcript has a single exon.